CUCAUUGGAAAGACUUUGUAAAACCGCUAGUGCAUGCCUACAAUUGCACGAAAAACAAUGUUACAGGAUACUCACCAUAUGAGCUGAUGUUUGGACGCCAACCUCGCCUACCAGUGGACUUAGCCUUUGGACUGCCAUUGAGUAGGGACGGAUUUACCUCCCAUACGCAGUAUGUGCAGAAGUUAAAGUCCCACCUGGAGGAAAGCUAUAAACUGGCUAGUAGGAACUCAGCUAAGGUGAUGCAACGUAACAAGACUCGAUUUGAUCGAAAAGUUACUGCAUCAGACCUGGACAUUGGAGACAGAGUAUUGGUGAGGAAUGUGCGACUAAGAGGGAAGCACAAGCUCGCAGAUAAAUGGGAGUCAUCUGUGUAUAUUGUUGUGAAGAAAGCCGGCAAUCUUCCUGUGUACACAGUCAGACCAGAAAGCCAAGACAAACCACUAAGAACCCUACAUCGAGACCUUUUAUUACCAUGUGGGUACUUACCAGUUCCUGAGGAGGAAAUACCUACCAGAGACAAAAACAAAUCUCCUGUGUUUUCCCCAGUACCUGCUGCUGAUGAUGACCAAGCAGAGGAUGAACUAAUCAAUCCACCUCUGCACAUUCCACUAUCUUUUGAACCUGUCAAAUUUACAAUUGACCUUGAUCUACCUCCUGCUGAGCAGCCUGUCGACUUCACACAAUUCCCAGGACCUGUCACUGAAGAAGACCGGGACACUGAGGAAGAUGAACCAAAACCUGUGGAAGGAACCACAACUGUUGAAAAGGAACAACUAGCAACAGGCAGUGAGGAACCUGAAAUUGAUUCUGGACAAAUCACUUCUGCAGAGGUCUCCAGAGCUGAUGGAAGUCUCUCUCUGGAUCCUGAUACGCCAGAAUCUGACAAGGCAGGACUUGACAUACAAGAGCUUGAUGUGCCAGACAUUUCCAGCUAUGCUGAAGAACCUCAAGAACCAGUGGAAUCAGUAGCUCUGGAUACUGAAGACCAACCCCUGAGACGUUCCAGCCGUACAAGACAUCCACCAGCUCGGCUACAGUAUACUAAACCUGGCAACCCAUUAUUGAAAAGCAUCCAGACUUUGCUUCAUGGAUUGAGUUCUGCUUUCUCCUUUGCCCAUCAAGCAGAUGAAGAAGAGCAGUUGAUUGCUUCAUACCCCAGCCAGCCACCUAUCUGCUGCCAGCCUACUACAUGUGCGAGGACGUACAUGGGAUCAGGAGGGGAGAGUGUAGCCUGCACAAAAUAAUAACCCCGUAUUUUAUUUUGGCGGGUCAAACCGGACAGCACGCUUUAAAUUCGGGGUCAGAACUGCACUCGGAUCUGCUCAAUUGCUUUUGCUGCUGUCGCUGUGGCUGGCUGCUGGUGUUGGCGUUUUCCUAAAUCGCUGAAGAAUAUUGCAAAAUCGAGCCCAAUUAACACAGCCGAAGGAUUAUAUUGGGUAUAGUCUGACAACUGCUCGACGGUCAGGUUUUUUUUCCACCCCCGGUUUCAACCCAGGAUGGUGAGCUACCAGAUCACCGCAGCUUUGCGGUAGGACUAACUUGGACCAAAUUGCUUUAGUUCUCUGGACCUAUAGCCCUGGAUCAUGGACUAGGGAAAACAAAAGGACCUAGUCGGACUGUGAUUGGUGGAUCAUUAAUCACUCUGCAUGUAAAGUACUGGACUUGAAUGAGAAAAAGAACUCUUGGGUGUUAUCGGGAUUUAUUUAUUUAUUUGUUUAAUUAUUGAUUUAUUUUUGUUGUUGUCUUCUUGUUGUAAUUAUUGUUUAUACU
Molecule: messenger RNA, 1770 nt
Organism: Poeciliopsis prolifica (blackstripe livebearer)
Lineage: Eukaryota; Metazoa; Chordata; Actinopteri; Cyprinodontiformes; Poeciliidae
Exons: 2
Coding region: 87-1244 (385 amino acids)
Source: RefSeq, a predicted model, not a curated record